UUUAGUGAUGGUACCUGCUAAUGCCUUCAGCUUAAGACAGUGACCUUACAGAUGUACCAGUGGAACUGCUUCAAGCAUUUUCCUCUCAGUGUGUCUUCUCUACAAGAAAUGAUGAUGGUUUGGACCCAACAACGAAAUAGUAGGUGCUGGAGGGAGAGGCCCCACUGGAACUGGAGGUGAUGAGGGCAGCCGAAGGGCUCUGAGUGUACCACCAUGGCUCCCCAGCUGUUGGCCUGUCUCUCCCGCCUGCCCAUCGCAGUGGUCUAUGGAUCCCUGUCGCUCUUUAUUUCCAUUUUGCACAACGUGUUUCUCCUCUACUACGUGGACACCUUUGUUUCUGUUUACAAGAUUGAUAAACUUUCCUUUUGGAUUGGAGAGACCGUGUUUCUGAUCUGGAAUAGUCUCAACGAUCCUCUCUUUGGUUGGCUGAGUGACCGGGAUUUCCUUAGCACACAACAGUCUGGAAUAGAGAUCUCCGCUCCAGAAGUGGUAUUGAAGAGACUCAAGGCCCUAAACCGCAAUGGCCCCCUUUUUGCUUUGUCAUUCCUGGCUUUCUGGAUUGCGUGGGCCCACCCAGGUCUACAGUUCCUCAUCUGCCUCUGCUUGUAUGAUAGUUUCCUCACCAUGGUGGAUCUCAACCAGAAUGCCUUGCUUGCUGACCUUGCUGUGUCUGCAAAGGAUAGGACUGGACUCAACUUCUACUCUUCGCUCUUCAGUGCCAUUGGCUCCCUCUCGGUCUUCAUGUCCUACGCUGUGUGGAACAAGGAGGACUUCUUCUCUUUCCGGAUAUUUUGUGUGGUGCUGACUCUCGGCUCAGCGGUUGGAUUCAUUGUGGCCACAUGGCUGCUGAGACAGAGGUUUCAGACUGAAGGGCAAGUGAAAUGGGAUGAAAGAGCAGUUUUAAAAGAACUGUACAUAGACACACCUUCUGUGCAGCAGGAGAAAAGGAUCACUCUGGCAGAGUAUCUCAGACAGCUCUCUAGGCAUCGCAACUUCCUCUGGUUUGUGUCUAUGAACCUUAUACAGGUGUUUCACUGCCACUUUAAUAGCAACUUCUUCCCUCUCUUUUUGGAGCAUCUGCUGUCGGAUCGCAUUUCUCUAUCCAUGGGAUCAUUUCUGCUGGGUGUCUCCUACGUAGCCCCUCAUCUCAACAAUCUCUAUUUCUUGUCUCUCUGCCGGAGGUGGGGUGUGUAUGCUGUGGUGCGGGGGCUGUUCUUCGUGAAACUGUUACUCAGUGUGAUUAUGCUCCUUGCUGGACCAGACUGGAUCUACCUCCUCUGUUUCUUCAUAGCUAGUAACCGUGUGUUCACUGAAGGGACAUGCAAGCUGUUAAAUCUCGUGGUCACCGACUUGGUAGAUGAAGACUUGGUGCUGAAUCAUAGGCAGCAGGCUGCCUCAGCCCUCUUGUUUGGCAUGGUUGCCUUGGUAACCAAGCCUGGCCAGACCUUUGCCCCCUUGAUUGGCACCUGGCUUCUGUGCUCUUACACAGGUUAUGACAUUUUCCAGCAGGAUCCUGUGAACAAAGUGGUGAGCGCUCAGCCCAAGCUGGCUUCAAAAGUGGCCUGGGAACCAACCCUUCGUCAGGGCUGCUUCUACCUUCUUGUGUUUGUCCCCAUCACGUGUGCAUUACUUCAGAUCUUCAGCUGGUCACAGUUCAACCUGCAUGGAAAGCGCCUCCAGACGGUGAAGUCUCAGCGUCAAAAAACAGAGAACUGGUCUCAAGAGAUCAAAACAAUUUAA
Molecule: messenger RNA, 1740 nt
Organism: Euleptes europaea (tarantolino)
Lineage: Eukaryota; Metazoa; Chordata; Lepidosauria; Squamata; Sphaerodactylidae
Gene: SLC68A1
Product: major facilitator superfamily domain containing 13A
Exons: 9
Coding region: 214-1740 (508 amino acids)
Source: RefSeq, a predicted model, not a curated record